GUCCGAUGCCCGCUUUGUUUUCAAACUUGCAUGUCGUCGCCCUUAUUCCUUCUUGCAGUGGCUCUAUCGACGCGUUUUUUGGUCGCGUAACUGGUGUAUUUUACUCGAGAUAUCGAGAACUGUCUUUAUCUUCGCUCUGAAAGAGAGCUACGAGUGGUUUGACUUUUGCUCUUUCAAUCGCCUAUUUACGCUUUUUUUGGGUGGUAUAUAGUCAUAUAUAUGCUAUUGCGGUGAACCUGCGCGACAAAUAGUGGCUUGACUUUCGAACACAUUCCACAAAAGCACGAAAAGCGUACAUCGUGAGGCUGAUAUGGAUAUCACCCCCGAUGCGUCGCUAGCCAUGGAUAUCGACAAUUUGGAGGAUGAAAUAUCUUCGUCGUCGCCGGACAACAGCGGACACGCUUUGUGGAAGGCCUCCCAAACUCCCAACGUGGCCCUUCGCGACCUUAUCAUGGAGUCAUCAGAGAGCUUGGUUGGUUCCUCACUCGAUAAGCGCAUCCCCAGGUGGGAUGGCCCUAGUUCCCCUCAAGAGCGUCGGAGAUCUGCCCCAUAUAAUACGAAGCGCCGUCCUCCUCCGCGACGGACCACUUCCACUGCACUGCAGCCCCUCACUCCCACAUCUACCAGUUUACCCGGUGCCAUACCCGAAGUAAACAAAUUGUUCGGGCUCAUUGGAAUGGUCCGGGUUGACGACGAGAACUCGGAGCAGGUUUCUGUGGCUAAGGAGAAGGAGAAAGUCACGAUGAGAAGAAAAAACGGACGUAACACUAUGUGUCCGCCACCCGCUCCGAAAGGCAAAGGGAAAGGAAAAGGGCUUGCACAAGAUUCCAAAAAGGACGUUAAUAAGGGACGUCAUAGUGGCAAAUUUACUACGCCAACCAUCUCUUUGCCGGCUUCCACUUCGACGACAUCACUUUCGGACGUUCCUAUGCUGGAUGUUAGUUCACAUAGUAUGCAUGGCGAACACGCAGUUCCGGCACCACCUCCACCCCCAUUGUUGACUCCUGGUCCAAGUGAGAAUGCUCCGGGACGCAGUAGAGCAUUACUGGACGGCGCGGUCCCAAAGUGCCCGCAGCAGGACCCGAAAAAUGCACAUGGCAAACAACCGUCUGCUCCGUUAAAGGUCGUCAAAACUACUUCCUCUAGCAACGAUGCUGUACACGUUGUGACGACUUCACUUCCGCAGACAUCUACAACACCAAAGACGACAUCCCAACCCCGAUCGGGCGAGGGCGAGAAGGCAGCAACUUGUUUGUCUCUAAAUGCAAACAAGGCUCCUUCUGGACCAAGCAGGCAUUCGUCAACCAGGAGUCUCAGGUCUUCAUCCUCUGUCAGUCGAACAGAACUCAUUAGGCAGGCACUUGUCACUCCACCAUCGUCAUCCGAGAGAAACGAGGGACAGCCGCCCUCGAUUUCUAAAGGUGAUUCCCUUAGGCAAAGCGGUCGUUCCUCCAGCCGAGGGGUAACACCUCAACCCACUCUUUUAUCUAACCGAAGUCGACCCUCGACUUCCUCUGCGGCAUCGUCGCGAUCUGUAUCUCGCCAACCUCCAUCUCAAUCGCCCAUUGCAACGCAACCAAAGCCCUUGGGCACAGAUCCUUCCCAUCGACCUCCCCCUCGGCAACUGGGUAUGGGCGUGCGUCGAGCCAGUUCGGCGCCAACAGGUCCGCUUGCGAAUAGGCCAUUGCCGACGCACCAGAAAGGGUUUAAACCGCCUCUUCUCAUUGGAACUCAGAUUCCGAAGCCUGUGGAGAAGCCUCCGAGUCCCCCUCCCCCUCCCGCACCCCCUGCUCCUCAGAAGGAGCCCUCGUCGGAUACUUCGUUUGAUUGCUCUUUCGAUAUAGAUCCGGAGGAGCUGGAUAAUGCGAUGCAGGAGUUUGACUAGAAUUUCUUAUUUACUUUCCAUUUACUUCCUUUCUUCAGGGCAUAUUUGAUUAAUGUUGUAUUUCUUUCUCUGUCACCGGCAUCUACUCAUGUAUUGUAACCCAAGCAUUAAAAUACUCAUCCGCAUUUACAUUUUCGUAAUUUCUGGUCGACGUACCACGUGACAUGAUUUCCUGGUCCGAAGUUAUUAAAAUUUCUCCAUUUUCAUUUCCUUCCAUCAUGGAUGCGCCGUUGAACC
Molecule: messenger RNA, 2122 nt
Organism: Desarmillaria tabescens
Lineage: Eukaryota; Fungi; Basidiomycota; Agaricomycetes; Agaricales; Physalacriaceae
Exons: 4
Source: RefSeq, a predicted model, not a curated record